GGACCUUUGUCGCCAGGAUAAAGCAUGUGAAUAUUACUUCAGCAUAGAUGCAGAUGUUGUGCUGACAAACAUGAAAACUUUAAGAAUACUGAUAGAACAGAACAGAAAGAUAAUUGCUCCACUCGUAACUCGUCAUGGGAAACUUUGGUCCAAUUUUUGGGGUGCUUUGAGCCCAGAUGGCUAUUAUGCUCGAUCAGAAGAUUAUGUUGAUAUUGUCCAAGGGAACAGAGUAGGAGUAUGGAAUAUUCCUUAUAUGGCUAAUAUAUACUUAAUUAAGGGACAAACUCUCAGAUCAGAGAUGAAAGAAAAGAAUUACUUUAUGCGGGAUAAGUUGGAUCCUGAUAUGGCUCUCUGCAGUAAUGAGAGAAAACGUGGUGUUUUCAUGUACAUUACCAACAGACAUGAAUUUGGAAGACUUAUUUCUACAGCCAAUUACAAUACCUCCCACUACAACAAUGACCUCUGGCAGAUAUUUGAAAAUCCUGUGGACUGGAAGGAAACGUAUAUAAAUCCCAACUACUCUAAGAUCUUCACUGAUAAUAUAGUAGAACAGCCAUGUCCAGAUGUGUUUUGGUUUCCCAUAUUUUCUGACACUGCCUGUGAUGAAUUGGUAGAAGAAAUGGAACAUUUUGGGCAAUGGUCUGGUGGAAAACACCAAGACAGCCGUAUUUCUGGAGGUUAUGAAAAUGUCCCAACUGAUGAUAUUCAUAUGAAGCAAAUUGGACUGGAUAAUGAAUGGCUGCAUUUCAUAAGAGAGUUCAUUGCACCAGUAACACUAAAAGUGUUUGCUGGCUAUUAUACCAAGGGAUUUGCUUUAUUAAAUUUUGUUGUAAAAUACAGCCCUGACAGACAACGGUCGCUCAGACCUCAUCAUGACUCCUCUACAUUCACAAUCAACAUUGCUCUCAACAAAGUAGGAGAGGACUUUCAAGGAGGUGGAUGUAAAUUUCUUAGGUACAACUGCUCCAUUGAGUCUCCCAGGAAAGGAUGGAGUUUCAUGCACCCAGGAAGACUUACUCAUUUACAUGAAGGACUUCCUAUCUUGAAUGGCACAAGAUACAUUGCAGUAUCAUUUAUUGAUCCUUAAUUUUAUUUUUUUUCCCUCUUCAACCACAGUGUUUGAUUCUUUACAUAAACAUUUAUUUAUAGAUUUCUUCUGGAAGAUGGUGAUAAAAGAAACUUUUAAGUUACUGUUCCUAGACAGAAAAGUUACUUUGGGCUAAAAUAACAAAAAAAGGAAAAAGUUCUAAAAUUGUUGAAGAUUUCUCAAUAUCUGCUCUGAGCCUUGAGUCACCAAGUAAACUUGUCCUGCUUGUUUUUCCACUCUGCUGUCUUAAAGGGUAGGUAAGGAGGGGAAAAAUGAAGAGCAUUUUAUAAUUAAUCCAUUUCUUUGUUGAAAAAAACCCAAACAACCCUAAAUAUAAAAUGAUCUGAAAAAUUUAUUGUGUUUUUCAUUCAGUAAAGUGAUACGGCUGAAGUUCUUGUGGUGUGUAUAUUUGGUACCAAGCAAUCAAAAAACACAGCAUAAAAAGGAAAUUGAGUGAAUCUUGUAUUCAGUUGU
Molecule: messenger RNA, 1561 nt
Organism: Pterocles gutturalis (yellow-throated sandgrouse)
Lineage: Eukaryota; Metazoa; Chordata; Aves; Pterocliformes; Pteroclidae
Product: procollagen-lysine,2-oxoglutarate 5-dioxygenase 2
Exons: 10
Biological process (GO): peptidyl-lysine hydroxylation
Cellular component (GO): endoplasmic reticulum
Molecular function (GO): procollagen-lysine 5-dioxygenase activity; L-ascorbic acid binding; iron ion binding
Source: RefSeq, a predicted model, not a curated record